CCCCGGUGGUGGUGGGGGGGGGACAUCCGGGACGGCGUGUCCGCGACAUUAGGACAGAGUCAGAAAAAUGACAUUACCUUCAUUCGGGAGCGGAAGAAGACGAUUUAUAGAGGGAAUUGGUGGCGACAUGCAGACGGCGGCUGUUGAACCCGUUUAGACCCUGAACGUCUCGGAAGCAGAAGCAAGAACAACAAACGCGGCUUCCGCUCGUGCGCGUCAGCACGCCGCGUGCGCACCCGGAUUCUUUCCCCCGCUCAUCGUCGUCGAGAAAAAAAAAUGGUGGAACCGUUCAGCGCGUGUCUCCGUUUCCACACGGACCAGCGACAUUCCCAAACAUGGCAACCUGCACGCGGACCGUGUGGAAAGUUUUAGCCGGAUGUCAGAGGCAGCUGCUGAGGGCCGGCGGCCCCCCCCCUGCUCUGAGGAAUCCGCCCGUCAGGACGCUGGCAGCUGUCAAGGCGCUGAGGAAAGACAAGAAAGAGGACAAAGAGAAGGAGGCGAAGAAAGAAAGGACGGUCGUCGACGACAAAGACCGCCAUAAGCCCUUCGGCAAGACGGCGUGGACCCCCGUGGACGACGUGUACUUCAUGCGGUACUACCCCCGCACGCUCUACGGAGCGGCGGACGCCGUCGACCUGCUGAAGGACCUUCAGAAGCUGGACUUCACUCCCCAACGGCAGCCUGUUUACAUCGAUCUGAGGCUGGACAUGAAACUGGAGAAGAAGGGGAGUGUAGAUUUAACCGUGUUGGCCUACAUGUGGAAAAAAAGAGUGGACUCGUUCGUCAGCACGGUGCACCUCCCCCACCCCUUCAAGACGGAGAAGAACACCGUUCUAGUUUUCACUGAGGAUCCUCUUCAGGCUCAAGUCGCGAAGGACAGCGGCGCCGCGUUCGCCGGAGGAGCCGAGCUCGUUCAGUCGAUCCUGGAUGACGAGGUCUCGGCAGACUUCUACGUGGCCGUGCCCGACAUGCUGCCCAAGCUGCUGCUGCUGAAGAACAAGCUGAGGAAGAAGUUCCCCAAGAGCAAGAGAGGCUCCGUCGGCGUCCACAUUCCCAAGAUGGUGUCGUUGUUCCAGACGGGUCACGAGGUGACGGUGGAGGACGAGCGCUACGUGAGGACGCAGAUCGGGCUGCUCGACAUGCCCACAGAAGAGCUGCUCUCCAACCUGCAGACGGUGCUGCUGGACGUCUGCUCCCACCGACCGGCGGGUACGGGACCUCUCAUCGAGCGGGCGAUCAUCGCCAGUCAAACCAGUGAAGCUCUGUGGUUCAAGAGCGAAGACCUUUUACCGAAACCAGCAGAGCAGAAGGACGUCUGACUCGUCCUCGGAUUGUAAAUGUAUAUAAAUAUAUAUAUAUAUAUAUGUAUAUGUAUAUGUAUGUGUGUUCCCUGUGUUGAAUAAAGUGUUUCUUCUGA
Cyclopterus lumpus (lumpfish) is the source of this 1417-nucleotide messenger RNA. It is a transcript of the gene mrpl1, whose product is annotated as mitochondrial ribosomal protein L1. The transcript has 11 exons. The coding region runs from base 336 to 1319 and encodes 327 amino acids. NCBI's taxonomy places the organism in Eukaryota, Metazoa, Chordata, Actinopteri, Perciformes, Cyclopteridae. The record is from RefSeq and is a predicted model, not a curated record.